This is a messenger RNA of Aegilops tauschii subsp. strangulata, 804 nucleotides long. The record is from RefSeq and is a predicted model, not a curated record. NCBI's taxonomy places the organism in Eukaryota, Viridiplantae, Streptophyta, Magnoliopsida, Poales, Poaceae.
AUGCAACUGGAGCAGGACAUCCGAAGUUUUGAUUCCGAGUGUCAAGUGCUCCGCAUGGUGCGACACGACAACCUGAUAAAGAUACUCAACACGUGUUCCAACCUUGACUUCAAAGCACUAGUGCUUCAGUACAUGACAAAUGGUAGCUUGGACAUGCUCCUACACCAGCCUCAGAGUUCAUGGCGCCUAGGGUUCCUUGAGAGACUAGGCAUCAUGCUCGACGUGUCGAUGGCAAUGGAGUACCUCCAUCACAAUCACAACGAGCUGAUCUUUCACCGUGACCUGAAGCCUAGCAACAUGUUGUUUGACGAGGAGAUGACGAUGCAUGUAGCGGACUUUGGCAUUGCAAUGUUGAUUCUAGACGACAAAUCCACAACAUGCACGAGCAUGCCCGAAACAGUAGGGUAUAAUCAGCCACCUCUUAGCGAGUACGGGUCUCUCGGAAAAGCAUCGUUGAACAGCGACGUGUUCAGCUACGGAAUCAUGCUCCUUGAAGUCUUCACCAGGAGGAGACCCACGGAUGCCAUGUUCGGCGAACAGCUGACCCUCCAGCAGUGGGUCCAUCAGGCAUUCCCCGCGGAGCUUCUCCAGGCCGUGGACGGCCAACUACUGCAAGGACCCUACCUUUCUAGUGGGAGCUCGGACCAUGGCCUUCUUGCGUCCGUGUUCGAGCUAGGUUUGCUCUGCUCCAGCGAGUCGGCUGACCAGAGGAUGACGAUGCGCGAUGUGGUCGUGGCGCUGAAGAAGAUCAAAGACGAGUACGCCAAGCGGACAAUAACAAUGCCGUGUGGUGUUGCACAGUGA